CGCACGCGUCGCAGGCCUUCCCUCGCAACCGAGCACACACACACACACUUACAGACUUACCACAGCACAGGCUGUAUAACAUAUAAAACGUAUACAUCGUUUGCACCGCGAGUUACACCGCAAAGUCGCUUUUGCGAGAUUGUGAUUGUGCCUUGGCCCUGGAAGAGCGACGCUUUUUUUAUCCCUCUUUGGGUUUCGGGUAGAUAUACCCUUGAGUCGUUUUGCUGCGGCUGUUGUUUCUCCGUGGGGACCGGAUACGAGUGGAACAAUACAAGUGCUCGAGGAGCUAGAGUAAAGAUGGACGUCACCGAGACUAGCAACAAAAAACUACCCAGCAUCCCGGAAUGGUACCGAGGCAGGGAAGUUCUCGUCACCGGUGGUACGGGCUUCAUGGGCAAAUGUUUGGUGGCUAAGCUGCUCUUGGACUGUCCGGAGGUGGAAAAAAUUUACCUCAUCGUCAGAGAGAAAAAAGGAGUUCUUGCUAAGAACAGACUGGCACCGCUCAUACAGCAAGAACCAUUCAGACAGAUACGUGAAAAAUACUCGUCGAGAUUGAAAAAGCUAUGCGUCGUCGCUGGCGAUACAACAUUGGACGGACUAGGAAUGUCUCAAGCGGACGCAGAACUAAUAAAAAAUAAUGUCAGCGUUAUUAUUAAUAUGGCAGCCAACGUGCGUUUCGAUCAACCCCUCAAGAAUGCAGUCACCAUGAACACAAAAGGCACUAUGAACGUAAUCGCCUUUGCGAAACAGGUAAAAAAUCUCGAGUCAUUCGUUCACGUGUCAACGGCCUACUGUCAUUGUAACGUCCCCGAGCUCGAAGAGCGCUUCUACUCCUUGGAAAUGUCACCCGAAGAAGUCAUCAAGAUCGUCGACCAGACUUCCGACGACGUGCUCGAAACGAUGACGGCAAAGCUGCUCGGCGAGCAGCCCAACACUUACGCUUUCACAAAAGCUCUGAGCGAAGACCUUGUGAGGAGAUCUGGCCUACCUGCCGCGGUGGCGCGACCGUCGAUCGUUUCCGGAUCGUACAAGGAACCGGACUACGGAUGGGUGGACAACAUGAACGGACCGACCGGCUUGAUGGUCGGAGCGGGCAAAGGCGUGAUAAGGACGAUGCUGUGCAAGACGAGCUGCACCAUCGACGUGAUACCGUGCGACAUGGCGGUGAACGCGACCAUUGCCCUGGCUUGGCAAACCGGCCUCGAGAAGCCCAAGAUACCGACCGUCAUGAAUCUGACGUCGAGCGGCGAGAAUCCCAUCACGUGGAAAUACGCGCUGGACACUGGCCGAAAGCACGUCUUGGCCAAUCCGUUUUCAGGUCCAUUGUGGUAUCCGGGCGGAGGCAUGACUUCUUCAAAGCUCCUACACAUAAUAUCCGUUUUCUUUCUACACACCAUACCCGCUUAUUUUCUGGAUGCUUUGAUUAUGCUGACAGGAAAUAAGCCAUUUUUAGUCAAAGUCCAGGCGCGCGUUACUUACGGCAUCAAUCUAGUUUAUUAUUACACGACCAAGGAGUGGGUUUUCAAAAAUGACAGAUUGAAGGCUCUAAGAGAAAGUAUACUACCCGAAGACAAAGAGAAAUUUUUCAUGGACAUCAAUGUGAUCUCGUGGGACGACUACAUGCUAAAGUACAUCCUGGCGACGCGCAAGUAUUGUCUCAAGGACGAUCCGUCGACCCUGCCCAGGGCUCGCCGAGUUUUUGCCUACCUCUACACCAUUGAUUUAUUCGCCAAGAUCUGCUUCGUGUUUCUCAUCGGCUGGUUCUUGUAUUCGUGGAUAGUAUCCGAAAAGAUGACGAUUGCAGCAAAACCUGAUAUGGCGUGGACGUAAAUCUUCUUUGAAAAUCGUGCCACGAAAAUUUACGAUCGUGCUAAUGAAACUAUAUUGAGGUUGUCGCUAUUUUUCAAGUCGCUUGAGAAAAAUUUUGCUUUAAAAAUUGCUAAUUGAUGGUUAAUAUUGGAAAAAAAAUUUUUCUAAAAAUAACUGAUAUUCAUGUAACUUUAAUCUGACGAAGGACUGAAAAUCUUUUUGGAUUGAUUAAUCCUCUUGAAGAACAUUUUUUAAUAAAUCGAAGCAAUGUGCGAAAAUUCAAAAUAUACAUUUUUCAUACAAUAAGUCUUAUGAAAUACUUUUAAAUAUUUAUUUUUAUCUCCAGGAUUUUUUAAAUCUUAAUAUUUGACGAUUAUUUCGUAUAUUUGGUGCUAUCGGUCAUUGAACUCUUUGAUA
This is a messenger RNA of Trichogramma pretiosum, 2226 nucleotides long. RefSeq names its product putative fatty acyl-CoA reductase CG5065. Gene Ontology annotation, biological process: long-chain fatty-acyl-CoA metabolic process. Gene Ontology annotation, molecular function: alcohol-forming very long-chain fatty acyl-CoA reductase (NADP+) activity. The record is from RefSeq and is a predicted model, not a curated record. The coding region runs from base 298 to 1830 and encodes 510 amino acids. NCBI's taxonomy places the organism in Eukaryota, Metazoa, Arthropoda, Insecta, Hymenoptera, Trichogrammatidae. The transcript has 7 exons. Gene Ontology annotation, cellular component: peroxisome.